Molecule: messenger RNA, 1725 nt
Organism: Esox lucius (northern pike)
Lineage: Eukaryota; Metazoa; Chordata; Actinopteri; Esociformes; Esocidae
Product: alcohol dehydrogenase class-3
Exons: 9
Coding region: 108-1238 (376 amino acids)
Biological process (GO): formaldehyde catabolic process
Cellular component (GO): cytosol
Molecular function (GO): zinc ion binding; S-(hydroxymethyl)glutathione dehydrogenase [NAD(P)+] activity
Source: RefSeq, a predicted model, not a curated record
ACCAAAAAAACCUGCGUCCUGCACAUCAGUCCUGAUUGGUCGAGACGUGUUCUAGAGUACUUUCUGCUAGUUCACACAGCCACGUUUUGUCUUGCUGAAGAAAGAACAUGGAUACAGCUGGAAAAGUGAUCAAGUGCAAGGCAGCUGUUGCCUGGGAGGCUGGGAAGGGUCUGUCUAUAGAAGAGGUGGAGGUGGGUCCACCGAAGGCCCAUGAAGUGCGCAUAAAGCUGUUUGCGACCGGAGUCUGUCAUACAGAUGCCUACACCCUGAGCGGCAGUGAUCCAGAGGGACUGUUCCCUGUCAUCCUGGGUCAUGAGGGUGCCGGGACAGUCGAAAGUGUGGGAGAGGGCGUAGCCAACUUUAAGCCAGGUGACCAUGUCAUCCCUUUGUAUGUGCCACAGUGUGGGGAGUGCAAAUUCUGCAAAAACCCUAAGACCAACCUCUGCCAGAAGAUCAGGAUAACCCAGGGUCGGGGUCUGAUGCCGGACAACACCUCGCGGUUUACCUGUAAGGGCAAGCAGCUCUUUCACUUCAUGGGGACCAGCACCUUCUCAGAGUACACGGUGGUGGCUGACAUUUCACUGGCCAAGGUGGAUAAACAGGCUCCCCUGGACAAAGUGUGCCUGCUGGGCUGUGGGAUCUCCACAGGCUAUGGAGCGGCCCUCAACACUGCGAAGGUUGAGCCUGGCUCCACCUGUGCUGUGUUUGGCCUGGGUGCUGUCGGCCUUGCCGUCAUCAUGGGCUGCAAAGUUGCCGGGGCGACCAGGAUCAUUGGCGUGGAUAUUAAUCCAGACAAGUUUGACAAGAGCAAGGAGUUUGGGGCCACAGAGUUUGUGAACCCGAAGGACCACGAUAAACCUAUCCAGGAGGUUCUGGUUGAGAUGACUGAUGGAGGGGUGGACUACUCCUUCGAAUGCAUUGGCAAUGUGGGAAUCAUGAGGGCUGCUCUGGAGGCGUGUCACAAAGGGUGGGGUGAGAGCAUCAUAAUUGGGGUGGCGGGCGCAGGACAGGAGAUCUCCACACGUCCGUUCCAGCUGGUUACUGGCCGUGUGUGGAGGGGCACAGCAUUUGGAGGCUGGAAGAGUGUGGAGAGCGUCCCUAAACUAGUGGCCGACUACAUGAAUAAGAAGCUGAAGGUGGAUGAGUUUGUGACCCAUACUUUGCCAUUUGACCAGAUCAAUGAGGGCUUUGACCUCAUGCAUGCCGGAAAGAGUAUCCGAACCGUCCUGAAGUUCUGAAACACCUGCCUGCUGUGUUUGGCCCGUCUUCCCUGGCUUCUAUAAAAUAAUCACUUUUGUACUCUGUAGCAUUUACAACCCAGGGCACUUAUGUCACCCAACUUUCAGAAUUCAGAUUCCCUGUUUUUGGGCAUGUCUGUUGUUCUUAGAUGUUGCUGAUACUUGAUAGAGGUUACAAAGGCUUGGAUAGGUAUUUUCUUUCCCAGUCAGCUCACCAUGUGGUAUGUUCUCUUAUGCCCGACUUCACAGUUGAACAAUGGAUGAUUCAUGCAAUGUCUGAGCUGGGUGACUUGACUUGUACGUAUUCUGCUUUCUCUUAUCAAUUAGCAUUAUACACCUGUUAUGGAAUUAAGUUGUAAUGUAUUUUUUGCAGUUUAAUGUCAAUGUCUCAUUUGGGCAGUGGCGUUGGAAAGUAUUCAGCCACCUUCAGUUCUCUACAUUAAGUGUAAAAGAAAAAUAAAGCUAGCAAUCUACACACAACAACUCA